UCCGUGCAACACCUCAUGUCUCUCGGUUACAACUUCUCACCAAAUUAUGGCUUUGGAUUACAAUAACAACGCGAGUCAUUCACUCAUAUCUAACUUAUCGUCGCCCGCGGCUGUGGACUACCAUUAUGAGCUGGGUUACAUGUUUUGGAGUGAUACACGCGAGAGAAACAUCAAGCGCUCAAAUAUGGACGGCACAAACAUUACAGUGAUCCAAGUGAUCGGGGACUGUUACGGGCUUGCCGUGGAGUGGAACUCAAUGCAGUUGUAUUGGACAGACGUGAGAAAUCGCAGCAUAUCAGUAUCAGACCUCGAGGGGAAUAACAGACGUGUCUUCAAUUGCUCAAUCUCAGAUUACCCAAUAGGAAUUGUUCUCGACCCACACGAGGGAGUGAUGUUUUGGACUGAGUGGAAAUCAACUGCAAGCAAUUUUUCAAAAGUCAUGAAAUCAACUUUGGACGGAACACACUGCGCCACUCUGGUAGCUUCCAAGUUUUUUACCUUUGCUGGCAUCACUCUUGACAGACGAAGCAAACUUGUUUUCUGGUUGGAAUACGGGAGGAGUGUUGUAGAAUCCGUCGAUUAUAGUGGAAAUAACAGAAGGGUAGUCUUAAAUUAUCUGCCUCAUUCAAGUCUCAGGGGAGUUACCUUCGCCUCGUCAUAUUUAUUCGUUAGUUCACUCAGGGGCAACCUUCAUAAAGUACAUGCCUCCAAUGGAUCAGUUAUUAGGAGAUUUGUGAUCGACCCCAGGGUAUCUCAUGGACUCGUUGCAUUCGACAGCUCUUUGCAGUCCCCAGGUUUGUUAUCCUCAAAGUAA
Molecule: messenger RNA, 814 nt
Organism: Stylophora pistillata
Lineage: Eukaryota; Metazoa; Cnidaria; Anthozoa; Scleractinia; Pocilloporidae
Product: low-density lipoprotein receptor-related protein 1B-like
Source: RefSeq, a predicted model, not a curated record